CGGACGGUAGAGAGCCGGAAGAAAAUGUGAGAAGGGGCGGAAAGAGAAAGGAGAGGCGUUGUGUUUCGUGCUAAAAUGACGACGUUAGUGUUGGAUAACGGAGCCUACAACGCCAAAAUCGGUUACAGCCAUGAGAAUGUCUCGGUUAUUCCUAACUGUCAGUUCAGGUCAAAAACAGCACGUCUUAAAACUUUUACUGCUAACCAGAUAGAAGAAAUAAAGGACCCUUCUGGACUCUUCUACAUCCUUCCUUUUCAGAAGGGUUACUUGGUGAAUUGGGAUGUUCAAAGACAAGUUUGGGAUUACCUUUUUGGAAAAGAAAUGUAUCAGGUUGAUUUUUUAGAUACUAAUAUUAUUAUCACAGAACCAUAUUUUAACUUUACUUCUAUUCAAGAAUCAAUGAAUGAGAUCCUAUUUGAAGAAUACCAGUUCCAAGCAGUAUUAAGAGUAAAUGCUGGGGCUCUCAGUGCACAUAGGUAUUUCCGAGAUAACCCUUCCGAAUUAUGCUGUAUCAUUGUUGAUAGUGGGUACUCCUUUACACAUAUAGUUCCUUAUUGUAGAAGUAAAAAGAAAAAAGAAGCAAUUAUUCGGAUAAAUGUGGGAGGGAAACUCCUAACCAAUCAUCUAAAGGAGAUCAUAUCUUAUAGGCAGUUACAUGUUAUGGAUGAAACACACGUGAUUAAUCAAGUGAAAGAAGAUGUAUGCUAUGUGUCUCAGGAUUUUUAUAGAGAUAUGGAUAUUGCCAAGUUGAAAGGAGAAGAAAAUACAGUAAUGAUAGACUAUGUUUUGCCUGACUUUAGUACAAUUAAAAAGGGCUUUUGUAAGCCAAGGGAAGAGAUGGUGCUAAGUGGAAAAUAUAAAUCUGGGGAACAAAUUCUUCGUCUGGCCAAUGAAAGAUUUGCUGUACCAGAAAUACUCUUUAAUCCUUCUGAUAUAGGAAUUCAAGAAAUGGGAAUUCCAGAAGCUAUUGUCUACUCAAUUCAGAACUUACCUGAAGAAAUGCAGCCGCAUUUUUUUAGAAACAUUGUUUUGACAGGAGGAAAUUCCCUUUUCCCAGGAUUUAGGGAUCGGGUUUACUCAGAAGUUCGAUGUCUCACUCCAACCGAUUAUGAUGUUUCUGUUGUGCUGCCUGAAAACCCUAUUACUUAUGCCUGGGAAGGAGGAAAAUUGAUAUCAGAGAAUGAUGAUUUUGAAGAUAUGGUGGUAACAAGAGAAGAUUAUGAAGAAAAUGGACAUAGCGUCUGUGAAGAGAAAUUUGAUAUUUAGGUAACAUUUCAGAAAGUUUUGACUGGUUCUGACAAAGGUUUAAUUUAAACGUUCUUUUUAAAGGUUAAAGAUCUGUGCUACCUUUUAUCUUAAGAGAAAGACUUGAACUUAUGUAAAUACUUUGAUGUAGGGGUAAUUUUCAAAGGUUUCUCAGCUUGGUUACUAAGUGAACUGUAACUCAGCCCAUAUUUUCAUUUAGGAGCUACAUUACCAUAAACAAUGCUUAUGCUGUUUCUGAGAGUAUGUUAUCUUUCAUUAGAAGAUGAAAGAGUGAAUGCAUUUUAGAUUUAAUUCUUUAUAGUUGAAAGCAGAGACUUAACUGUCUCGCUGGUCAGUUUUCCUCAGGAGGUAGUUUUGUGUGACUGUGUCUAGGAAUUGGCCAAAGUGUUUUCAGUCUGGUAUGAUUUCUCUUUUAGAACAAGUAUUUUACUUUAAAUUUGUCAUUCUUAUUUGUAUAUACUAAAGUUGUAAAGACCA
Myotis daubentonii (Daubenton's bat) is the source of this 1743-nucleotide messenger RNA. It is a transcript of the gene ACTR6, whose product is annotated as actin related protein 6. NCBI's taxonomy places the organism in Eukaryota, Metazoa, Chordata, Mammalia, Chiroptera, Vespertilionidae. The record is from RefSeq and is a predicted model, not a curated record.